This is a messenger RNA of Styela clava, 1165 nucleotides long. Lineage: Eukaryota; Metazoa; Chordata; Ascidiacea; Stolidobranchia; Styelidae. The record is from RefSeq and is a predicted model, not a curated record.
CAGUUAAUUAUUUGUUUUCGGAAGCUUGGACUUGAUAGCGAAGGAAGCCGUAAACGAUCAGCGGUUACGUGAAACACCCAACGGCGGCGAGGAGUCCAGCACAUCCUUCGCACAUAACUAUCCCCGCGUGGGAUUCUAACCUUUAAAUCACAUUUAUAUGGGAACUCGGAAUGACACUAUAUUAAUUGUUGUAGCCAUCAACACCGCCGCGACUCACUCCACCAGGAACAAACACGGAACGCGCCUCACUGAUGAAAAUCUGCAAAACACGCUCAGAGUUAAAGUGUCAAGCCUGCACAUCAGCCGAGGAGUGCCCUGAAAAUACAAUGUGCUUUCAACCAUCAACAGGGCCCAAUGCUCGUGGUUGCCCAGACGGAUUUGGAGGACUGGAUUGUAUGAAACGAGCAAACUACGUCGACGACAGAUGCCCUCAACCCGAUGAUCUGAGUGGUGUUUGCGUCCCUUCCCAACUAGACCGCCAAUGUACUAAUGGGGGUAUUGACAAAUGUCCAGAUGGAGAAAUAUGUUGCCCAGGAUCAGAUGGAUGUUCAUACCGUUGUUUUACAAUAGUCCUAGAUAAUUUGUCGGUCAUUGCAAUACAUGAAUAUUUGUGUGUGUUAUGAUUUCGAAAACCAAUAGAAAGUCAUUUUAUGUAGUAAGUAACCGCAUUGGAACUUAUAUGGAUAUGGCCACAAUCGGUAUUUGAAUUGUCCUCGCCUCAUUAAUACACCAAAUUCACCAGGUAAGACUAUGCGAAAGCAUUGACAAAACCCCACAUGACGCGCGGUAAUUUGAGUUUCGUACAAUCCCCCUUCAAUAGAGAUUUGAGGCGGCCAGUAUAUCGUGCUCGCAUUCUUGGUUACACGGACUCGAGCCUAAAAAUAUUAUUUUUCCCAUUUCAUAUGAAAAAGUCCUACAAAUAAAGCGAGCUCUACACGAUUAUGUAAAUCUCUUAUCAUCAACUGUCAGCGACGGCUUGGAAUUUUCGAAAGAACAAAAAGUCGCUGAUAGCGCGCGUGAAUUUCACUGGACUGUUUUAGUUAAAUUCAUAAAAAUAAACGUUUUGAGAAAAUGAGAAGAACAUAUUAUUUUGACUUUUAAACGUCUGAAGUUUUAUUGAAAUAUUCUGAUCAAUAUGGAUUCAAACUUUGAUCAGAAACCCAGA